Messenger RNA from Rhizophagus irregularis DAOM 181602=DAOM 197198, 1926 nucleotides. The record is from RefSeq and is a predicted model, not a curated record. NCBI's taxonomy places the organism in Eukaryota, Fungi, Glomeromycota, Glomeromycetes, Glomerales, Glomeraceae.
AAAAAAAAAAAAAAAAUUCUCUCAUUAUGGCAAAUCGUUUACCAAGAGAAUGCUUGGAAGAAAUAUUUCACAUUUUAGAAUAUGAAAAAUCUACAUUACAUUCCUGUCUUUUAGUAAACAGAUCUUGGUGUAUUAGUGUAAUAAGAUUCUUAUGGAAACGACCUUUCCAAUUAGCUAAAAAACCUUGUUCGGACAUCAUCGAAAUUUACAUUUCAUUUUUUUCUCCGAUAGUUAAAAAUUAUCUAUUAUCCGAAGGGGUUAAUAUUCCACUUAAUGAUACAACUAAAAUUUUUGAUUAUCCAUCUUUUAUCCGCGAUUUUAGAUUUGAUGAUUUAUACGAAUCAACUUCAGCUUGGUUACAAGAAGAAUACGAAAAAGGACGACAAAUCAGACAUGACCUUGUAAUGUUCGACGAUCUACGGAUCGUAAAGUUAAUUGUCAACGAACUCGUUAAACUUUUAUUUUCGAAAACUCGAAUACUCGAAUCUCUUUCGUUGAAUACGCAAAGAUUAAUCGGAUUGAUUGAUAGGAGAUUUUGGUCACAUCAUCCUGGAGAUAUUCAAUAUACACCAACAAGUUUUGAGGAAUUUCGUAGCGCUUAUGGUUUUGAUGAUUUAUUACAAAUUCCGAAUUAUCCUGGAGCAAAUAAUUGUUUGGUACAUUUACAAAAAUUUGAAUAUGGGGGAGAUGCGACGGAUGGAAAAAUCAUGCAAGUUCUCUCUGAAGUAUCUCAAAAUUUAAACACUUUGGAAAUAAGUUUUUCAUCAUGGCAAAGGAGGCACGCAGAUCCUCAAAUGAUGUUAAGCCUUUUAACAGCUCAACAUGCAUUGCAUCGUGUAAUCUUGAGAAGGGGUGGAUCAAAUUGUUUACCUAUUUUAAUUGGAGGAUUAAGUACUCAAGCUAGUUCAUUAAAUCAUUUAGAAUUUAUUGGAGCUGAUUUUAGAAUAAGUGUUAGUUUAACACCUUUAGUUAUUUGUGUAAACUUGCAAACUUUAGUAUUCGAGAGGUGCUUAGGAUUAAAUGAUGAUAUUGUUGAACCUUUAGCUUUUGCGACCUUUAAAAAAUUAAAAAAAUUUGUGUUUAGGAAAAGUGUUGGAUUUAGAGAUUUAAGAACAAUACUUGCUCCCCCAUCAGUUGUACCCAUUACGGGAAAUCAUAUUCAGGGUAAUGUAAAUGUAAUAGGACCUGUUUUAAGAGGAAUUCCUCCUAUAUCAUCGGCAUUAUUGACAUCAACAUCAACAUAUUCACCACCAUCAUCUUCUUCUUCAUCUUCAUCAUCAUCUUCUUCCACCACUUCUGAUCAUCCUUUGGCGAGAAUGAUACAAAAUACAUGUGGUUCAUUAAAGGAUAUCAGAUUAGGAAGAAAAGUAUGGAAUGUGAGAAGACCUCUAGGAUUAAUAUCCAGAGGAGUGGGAGAUUUCCCACCAUCAUCCAUUCUCUCUACACUUUCUAUAACAUGCCCAUAUUUAGUUAAAUUAGAAACUCAUACAAGUAGAGAAAUUUUCCCUCAAUUACUUAUACUUUUAAAUAAUUGUCAACUUCUUCAACAACUUCAUAUUUCAGUAGGAACAGAAUUGAUGGAUGAUGAACAGUUUUGGAAACGUGUUUCUCGAGCAUUUCCACCAAAACUAAAGAAUUUGAUGGUUGUUAUUGAAGGAACAUUUUGGUUAAUGGUAAUACACUGGUUACUUGGAAAUUGUAAAGCUCCAUUAGAAGUAUUACAAUUUCCUAGGAGUAGUUGUAUUGAUGAUGAAUACCUUUGUUUGAUUACACAGUAUGCGGAAGUAAUAGGAACUCUAAAAAAAUUAAUUUUAGCCAGAAGGACAAGAGUGUCGAAUGAAGGACUUAGAAGAGCUUUGAUCGUAUUUGAAAGUGUAAGCAGAGGUGGUGAAGUGGUUAUAGAAUAUGACAAUUAAGAAAAGAAGG